Lottia gigantea (owl limpet) is the source of this 1030-nucleotide messenger RNA. RefSeq lists its product as hypothetical. Gene Ontology annotation, biological process: inner mitochondrial membrane organization; cardiolipin acyl-chain remodeling. Lineage: Eukaryota; Metazoa; Mollusca; Gastropoda; Lottiidae. The transcript is spliced from 8 exons. The coding region runs from base 20 to 820 and encodes 266 amino acids. Gene Ontology annotation, cellular component: mitochondrial membrane. The record is from RefSeq and is a predicted model, not a curated record. Gene Ontology annotation, molecular function: 1-acylglycerophosphocholine O-acyltransferase activity.
AAAUGAAAUAAUAUGAAGCAUGGUUCGACAACCAAUAAAUCACUCGGGGUUGAAACUAUGGAAAAUCUAUCAACAGCCCAGACUUCCUCUCUAUUUUGAAACUCUGAGAAGAGCAGUUAUCUGGCCCGUUAGUGUAGUAGCAAAAAUCUACAUGGGUUGUUUGAAUAACUUGACAGUGUAUAAUAACAAAACACUAGAAAAUGCUAUUUGUUACAGAGAAAACAAACAACCUUUGAUAACUGUGUCUAAUCAUUAUUGCUGUUUAGAUGAACCUCUUAUGUGGACUCAUGUGAAAUGGAAGUAUAUAACCAAUCCUGAGAAGACAAGAUGGGAUAUUGGUGCUCAUGAUGUAGUUUUUACCAAUUAUCUUUAUUCAUUCUUUGGUAAUUUAAGUAAAGUCAUACCAGUUGAAAGAGGAAAGGGAGUGUAUCAAGAUACUGUAGAUUUUUUGAUUCAACGGUUAAAUUUAGGAGAUUGGGUUCAUAUUUUUCCUGAAGGUAAAAUUAAUCUGAAUAAAGAAAGAAUAAGAUUGAAAUGGGGUGUUGGUAGAAUGAUAUUUGAAUGUACAGCCAGUCCAAUAGUUUUACCAAUAUGGCAUUGUGGAAUGGAUGAUAUAUUACCAAAUACAAGACCUUACAUUCCACAGUUAUUUAAAAAGGUGACCUAUUUAGUUGGUGCUCCAAUGGAUUUUACAGAAGAUGUUGUUAAAUUAAAGUCACUUAAUAAAUCACCUAGAGAAAUAAGGAAACAUAUAACUGAUAAGAUACAAGAAGUGUUAUUUGCUUUACGUGAGCAAGCUGAAGCCUUACAUGGAAGAUAAAUUUCCUCUCGGAAACAGUUCUGAAUCUGAUAUUGCCAUAAACUCAGGGUUUUUUGUACUGGUGCUGCAGAAAAAUUCUUUUGAAUAAAUAUUUUUGAUAAAAUUUGCAUGUGUGGUGAGAGAUAUUAGAAAUGCUGGGAAGGUUGAUGGUUAUAUAGUAUUAGUUAUUACUGCAAUAUAUUGGACUUGCAUUAAAUUUUUUUUUUAUUC